This is a messenger RNA of Hansenula ciferrii, 1776 nucleotides long. RefSeq names its product Laminin subunit beta-4. Lineage: Eukaryota; Fungi; Ascomycota; Saccharomycetes; Phaffomycetales; Wickerhamomycetaceae. The record is from RefSeq and is a predicted model, not a curated record. Bases 1 to 1776 code for a protein of 591 amino acids. The transcript has a single exon.
AUGACUGAUAAGAUUGAAAUUGAUAACUCAGAAAACCAAGAUCCAAACUUGACUCCACCACCUCGCUCACCAACCAAGUCCUUGAAUGGUUCUCCAACUAGCAAGAGUAUGUGGGAUAGUGGUGAUCCUCGCAGAAAUCCUCCGCCAUUACCAGCAUCACCUCAAAUGAUAAGGAUAACAGGUAACAAGAACAAGAAUAAUCUGAGUCCAAACUCCGUUGGUAAAUUACAAUUUGCAACAAUCCCAGAUAAUACAGAGAUUGAACAUCAGUUGGAAAGAAUAAUCAAUGGUCAAAGUAAUUUGAGAAGUCUUGUUGUUGGUGUUGAUACUUCGGUGAAGCAAACACAAUUAGACCUAGAAAGCUUAGUUGAAAGAUCUUCAAAUAAUAAUACGCAUUUAAAAGAUUUGGUACAAAAUGUCAAGUCCACAUUACCAGUUGUUGGAGAGAAGAGUAAUAAUAAUGAUAAAGUAGAAAAAUUGGUUUCUGAUGCUUUAGAAUCUAUUCAGGCUCAACAUAAAAAACAUUUGGAACAUAAUGGUGGUAUAAUAGAAAAACUUGAUCAUUUGAAGCUGAAACUUGAAGAUGACUCACAGUCGAAAAAUGAAGAAUUCACCAAAGAAUUACAUACCAACAUAGAUGCUUUAACCAAGACUUUAGAAUUAAUCAAAUCAUAUCAAUCAGACCAACUAAAGAUUGUUCAAGGCUUAGAAUCGAGACUUGAACGCGGCCCAGAUGUUAAUAAAUUAAAUCUAUCGAUUGAUAGUUUAAAGGAUACAUUGAUUGAUUCAGUUAAUAAAAUUGAGACAAGGAUUCAAGAAAGUCCAGUCGCUGAACUUGUGAAAGAAGGCGCUCAAAGAACUGAUGACUUAUCCAAAGAGUUAAAAGACUUGAAGUUCCCAUCCAUGGAUCAGUUAGAAAAGGAUGUUAAAGAUUUGAAAUCUGAUAAUAGCAAAAUAGUUGAUUCAUUACAAGAGAAAAUUGAAGAAAUAAAUAAACUUCAUUCAGUUAAGUUUGCUGAGAUUCAAGAGUCACAAAAGUCAUUAAAUAUCGACACCACACAGUUCAAAGAAUUUGAAUAUUCUAUAAUAAAGAAAUUGACAGAUAAUAGCACACAAUCAUUUGAGAAGUUAUUGGAACAAAUUCAAAGCACGCAUGACCAAAUGUCUACAAAUUAUAAAGGUAUCGAUACAUCAACUUCCUUCUUAAAAGAAGCUUUCCAGAAAUCACUUGAAAAUUAUGAUACCAAACACAAUGAGUUGAAGCAACAUUUUGAAUCCAAAUCUUUAUCAGAGAAAGAAUCUCAAAUACAAGAAAAUCAAAAAUUACAACUAGAGUUAAAAGAUAAAGAAAUUUCAGAGUUGAUAUCAAAACUUGAAACUGAAAAAUCCAAAAAUGAAACCCAAAGUGAGUUAUUGGACCUGACAAAACAGAAAGUCAAAGUUGAAACUCAAUUAGAAGCAUUGAAUAAAGCUUAUAUUCAAAGAUUUAAUGAGUUCAAAGAAUUAACUUCUGAUUAUGAAGAGUUCCAAUCCAAAUUAUCAAAUUUAAAUCUGAAUAAAAUUAAAAACAUAUACGGUGCUGCUGCUAUAACGAAAUUGGCCAAUGAGCAACCUUCACCGUCAAAAGCAAAUAGUCCACGUAAGAAUCCAUUAUCAACUAGAGUCAUGAGUACAAAUUCAUAUUUAAAUACUAACGAAGGGAACUUGACACCAAGAUCCAAAAAGAAGUACGAAUUUGAUACACUUGACCAAUUUGAAGAAAAAGAAAACUUAUAA